This is a messenger RNA of Dichotomopilus funicola, 1470 nucleotides long. Its product is annotated as Exoglucanase 1. Gene Ontology annotation, biological process: carbohydrate metabolic process. The transcript is spliced from 5 exons. The record is from RefSeq and is a predicted model, not a curated record. The coding region runs from base 1 to 1470 and encodes 489 amino acids. Gene Ontology annotation, molecular function: hydrolase activity, hydrolyzing O-glycosyl compounds. NCBI's taxonomy places the organism in Eukaryota, Fungi, Ascomycota, Sordariomycetes, Sordariales, Chaetomiaceae.
AUGUAUUAUCACUUCCUCCUCCCAAUCCUCCCCCUCCUCCUCUACCCACCCCCCACCCACCCCCAAAAAAUCGGCCUCUACCAACCCGAAACCCACCCCCCCCUCCGCUGGACACACUGCACCGCCCCGAACCAAUGCACUCCCGUCCCCGGCGCCGUCACCCUCGACGCCAACUACCGCUGGCUACACCGCGUCAAUAGCUCCAUGAGCUGUUUCUGGGGCAACACCUGGGACGAGACGGUGUGUGAUAGCGCGGCGAAUUGUACGGAGACGUGCGCUAUUGAGGGGGCGGAGUAUGGGAAGGUUUAUGGGGUUGAGACGUUUUCGAGGGGGGGACUAGAGAGUAGAGGGGAUGGGGGGGAAGAUGCGAUAUCGUUGAGGUUUAGGGUGAAUUUUGAUUAUGCGUAUAAUAUUGGGUCGCGGCUGUUUUUGCUGGAGCCCGAGUCUUCUUCGUCUACAGAUCCAGAACCGGAUUACUCGCAAGCCCGCUACCAAACCUUCACCCUCCGCGACUCGGAACUCGCCUUCGACGUCGACCUGUCCACCGUCGCAUGCGGCAUCAACGGCGCGUUGUCCUUUGUCCGCAUGCCCGCUGACGGCCAAGAAGAAGAGCCCACAGCCAACGCGUUCUACGGAACAGGCUACUGCGACGCGACCUGCCCUCGCUCCCAGCACUUCAUCGGCUCCCACGCCAACUUCGACGACUGGCUUCCCUCUUCCACCGACCCGGUCGGCGGCACAGGCCGGUAUGGAGCGUGUUGUGGGCAGUUUCGGGUGUGGGAUGGGAAUGCGCAUUCGUUUAGUAUGUCGGCGCAUGUUUGUCCCCCUGUACCAAAAGGGGGUGAUGGGGGAGGGCAGGUGGACGGCGGGACGGUGAGGGUUUGUGAGGGGGCGGAACAGUGUGAUUAUUAUGAGGGGGAGAGGGGGGAGAAGUGUGAUUUUUGGGGGUGUGGGUGGAAUCCGUACAGGAUGGGGGGGAGGGGGUUUUAUGGCGUUGGGGGGGAGGUUGAUACGGGGAGGGUGUUUACAGUGGUCACCCGCUGGACGGCAGAGCGCAUCACGCAGUUCCUGAUCCAAGACGGGCAGACAUUCGAGGUCCCGGCGCCGACGUGGGAGGGUCUACCAACAAAAUCCGGGCUGUCGGCCGACAUGUGCGAGGCGCAGCGGGUCGUGUUUGGGGAGCGGGAUAAUAUGCUGGAGAAUGGGGGAUGGGAUGCGGUGGCCGAGCAGUUGCUCGACCAGCCGAUGGUGUUGAGUUUGGGUAUUGGGGAUGAUCACUUCGCCUGGAACCUCUGGUUGGACUCCAUCUACCCAACCGACGCAAGCGCCGACCUCCCCGGCGCAGCAAGAGGAGACUGCCUCCCAGCAGAAGAUAGUGACCCACAGGUGGUCGAGAACACAAAUCCAGCGGCGUACGUGAUCUGGUCGAAUAUCCGGUUUGGGCCGAUUGGGUCGACGGUGGAGGUUUAG